AUGAAGCAUUAUGCAACAAAUGCCGUCAAUUGUGACAAUAUCUACAGUGACGAUGCGUGUACAAUGAUAUACGGUAGCAGCGUAAUGGUUGGGACGACUACUGAAAGACCACUCUUAUGUUUUAUGCUUAACGGGGAGAGAAGUGAGGAAAUGAAAAGGAUAUCCAUUAGCACCUGCCCCAAAACUUGCGGAUAUUGUUGCCAAACCGAGCCGUUUGAUUGCAACAACUCACCUUUCCCUCGUAUAAAUUGUGCAUUGGUGACGAGUAGAAUGUGUCGAGAUCCUCAAUGGAGGGAAGUUCUCAUCGAGGAUUGCCCCAAUGUUUGCGGUUUUUGUCUAGAAGGAGGCUGCUAUGACAAAGCUGUUGACUGCACAACAGACAUUUCGAUUUGUAUGAAUGUGGGAAUGCAGGAUUUUGUUAAAGAAUACUGUCGCAAAACUUGCGGAUUUUGCCGACCAACCGCCACCACCACACCUGACCCCGAGUUCCGCGGCACCAACCCAAAUUGUGUGGAUUAUAAUACAAAUUGUGCCAGUUGGUCGUAUCGGGGAUAUUGUACCAGUCCGUUCUACAGUUACGAGACCAAGUUUGCGAACUGUGCGGCAACAUGUUCACUUUGCUAG
Caenorhabditis briggsae is the source of this 624-nucleotide messenger RNA. The coding region runs from base 1 to 624 and encodes 207 amino acids. The record is from RefSeq and is a predicted model, not a curated record. NCBI's taxonomy places the organism in Eukaryota, Metazoa, Nematoda, Chromadorea, Rhabditida, Rhabditidae. The transcript is spliced from 7 exons.